AUGAGCCACCUCUUCAGCCCCCGGCUGCCUGCUCUGGCCACCUCGCCCAUGCUCUAUCUGUACGGCCCCGAGAGACCGGGGCUGCCUCUGGCCUUCGCCCCCGCGGGCGCGCUGGCGGCCUCGGGCCGGGUGGAGCCCCCCCAGAAGCCGCCCUACAGCUACAUCGCGCUGAUCGCCAUGGCGAUCCAGGAUGCGCCUGAGCAGAGGGUCACACUCAACGGCAUCUACCAGUUCAUCAUGGACCGCUUCCCCUUCUACCACGACAACCGGCAGGGCUGGCAGAACAGCAUCCGCCACAACCUCUCGCUCAACGACUGCUUCGUCAAGGUGCCCCGCGAGAAAGGGCGGCCCGGAAAGGGCAGCUACUGGACACUGGACCCUCGCUGCCUGGAUAUGUUCGAGAACGGCAACUACCGGCGCCGGAAGAGGAAGCCCAAGCCCGGCCCAGGGGGCCCGGAGGCCAAGCGGGCCCGCGCCGAGACGCAGGAGCGCGGUUCAGAAGCGCCGCCGGAGGUGCGGAGCGCGGCAGGGUGCCCCCGCCCCGCGACCCCCAUCCAGGAAAGAGCGCCCGAGCGCCCCUCGCCCCUUCGGGAAGCCUCCUCUCCGCCACCGGCGUCCCUCCCCUGGCCCAGGCCCGGGUCCCCAGAGGGGGACGCGGGCGACGCGCUCCAGGGCGCAGCGGCGGUGGCUGUCGGCCAGCCUGAGCGCACGGUGGAUGGCCGGGCGACUCCUCCGCGCCCCGCCUCCCGCAGCUCUCCGAAGAGUUCGGACAAGUCCAAGAGCUUCAGCAUAGACAGCAUCCUGGCCCGACGGCAGGGGCAGAAGCCGGCUGGAGGGGGCGAGCUCCUGGGGGUCGCCAAGCAGGGGCCCGGCGGCUGUCUGGGCGCCUCGCUCCUGGCCACCUCCUCGAGCCUCCGUCCGCCUUUCAACGCUUCCCUGAUGCUCGACCCGCACGUCCAGGGCGGCUUCUACCAGCUUGGGAUCCCCUUUCUCUCCUAUUUCCCCCUGCAGCUCCCAGAAGCGGUGCUUCAUUUCCAGUAA
Messenger RNA from Budorcas taxicolor (takin), 1041 nucleotides. It is a transcript of the gene FOXL1, whose product is annotated as forkhead box L1. NCBI's taxonomy places the organism in Eukaryota, Metazoa, Chordata, Mammalia, Artiodactyla, Bovidae. The record is from RefSeq and is a predicted model, not a curated record. The coding region runs from base 1 to 1041 and encodes 346 amino acids. The transcript has a single exon. Gene Ontology annotation, molecular function: DNA-binding transcription factor activity, RNA polymerase II-specific; RNA polymerase II cis-regulatory region sequence-specific DNA binding. Gene Ontology annotation, biological process: anatomical structure morphogenesis; cell differentiation; regulation of transcription by RNA polymerase II.